Messenger RNA from Pseudopodoces humilis (Tibetan ground-tit), 1759 nucleotides. RefSeq names its product ring finger protein 2 (gene RNF2). The record is from RefSeq and is a predicted model, not a curated record. Gene Ontology annotation, cellular component: PcG protein complex; ubiquitin ligase complex. Gene Ontology annotation, molecular function: ubiquitin protein ligase activity; chromatin binding. NCBI's taxonomy places the organism in Eukaryota, Metazoa, Chordata, Aves, Passeriformes, Paridae.
UUUCUUUCCUCAGCCAUGUCUCAGGCCGUGCAGACCAAUGGGACGCAGCCUCUGAGCAAGACCUGGGAGCUCAGUCUGUAUGAGCUGCAGAGAACACCCCAGGAAGCCAUCACAGAUGGCCUGGAGAUCGUGGUGUCCCCCCGGAGCCUGCACAGUGAGCUCAUGUGUCCCAUCUGCCUGGACAUGCUCAAGAACACCAUGACCACGAAGGAGUGUCUGCAUCGCUUCUGUGCUGACUGCAUCAUCACUGCCCUCAGGAGCGGCAACAAAGAAUGUCCCACAUGUCGCAAAAAGCUCGUUUCAAAAAGAUCCCUGCGGCCAGACCCCAAUUUUGAUGCUCUCAUCAGUAAGAUUUACCCGAGCCGGGAUGAGUAUGAAGCUCAUCAGGAGAGGGUGCUGGCCAGGAUCAGCAAGCACAACAACCAGCAAGCCCUGAGUCACAGUAUCGAGGAGGGAUUAAAGAUUCAGGCUAUGAACAGGUUGCAGCGGGGCAAGAAGCAGCAGAUUGAGAAUGGCAGCGGGGCCGAGGACAAUGGUGACAGCUCCCAUUGCAGCAACGCCUCCACACACAGCAACCAGGAAGCAGGGCCUAGCAACAAGAGGACCAAAACCUCAGAUGACUCUGGGCUGGAGCUGGACAACACCACCACCACUGUGGCCAUAGAUCCCGUGAUGGACGGGGCCAGUGAGAUCGAGCUGGUGUUCAGGCCUCACCCCACCCUCAUGGAGAAUGAUGACAGUGCGCAGACGAGGUACAUCAAGACCUCAGGCAAUGCCACGGUUGAUCACCUGUCCAAGUACCUGGCAGUGAGACUGGCCCUGGAGGAGCUGCGGAGCAAAGGUGAAUCCAACCAGAUGAACCUGGACACUGCCAGUGAGAAGCAGUACACCAUCUACAUCGCCACUGCCACCGGCCAGUUCACUGUGCUAAAUGGGUCCUUUUCCCUGGAACUGGUCAGUGAGAAAUACUGGAAAGUGAACAAACCCAUGGAACUGUACUAUGCCCCCACCAAGGAGCACAAAUAAGUGCUGGGUAACUGGGAUGGAACUAACUCUUUUUAUAGCUAUGACUUCUUUAAUAUUAAAAUAAGGCAUCACCAGUAUCUUCAUGGACAACACAUGUGGUGCCUUCAGGCACUCUCAGUAUACUCAGUAAUGACUAGACAGUAUUCUGAGCUGUAUUUAAUUUAGUCUUUGGGUUGAGUUAUUUGGUUUUUACCUAGGAGACUAAAUGACCUUCUCCAGUGCAUUCCAGUGUUUGAGAUGCUUUUUUGUUCCUAAUGCAUGAUAUCUGAUCCAGUGUUCCGGUUUGGAAUGGCUUUGUUUUGUCCAGGUAAAUCUGGAUUUCUGCUCCAUCAGACACAGUUAUAGUAGCCUCUGUGAAGUGUAGAGUGUUGGAUGGCCAAGGAAGACUGUUCAAUAGUAGCAUAGGCCAAGGAAUAUGUUAAAUGUUGGAAUUUGGUGACUGUUAUCCAUCUGAAGAACUGAUUGGUAGAGAAUGGAUUUGGGAUAGUCUUGCAGCUAGAGGUAAUCUGAUUCCCUAGGAGAAGUUCAUUAAGACGUUUUCUUGUGAACAAACGUGAAUUUUGCAUCUUGUGGGAGGUAUUGCUGCCCAUGGUAGGGGCUUGGACCAAGAUGGUGUUUAAGGUUCCUUCGAAGUCCAGCCAUCCUGGGAUUCUGGGAUUCUAAGAAGAGCUGCAGUGAGAAAACUGACACUUUAAAACUUUGCUAUUUACAGGGCUUAAUUUAAUAUUUUAGU